Messenger RNA from Penaeus monodon (black tiger shrimp), 2562 nucleotides. Its product is annotated as piggyBac transposable element-derived protein 3-like. The record is from RefSeq and is a predicted model, not a curated record. Lineage: Eukaryota; Metazoa; Arthropoda; Malacostraca; Decapoda; Penaeidae. The transcript has 2 exons. The coding region runs from base 571 to 2022 and encodes 483 amino acids.
GGCCCAAAUUCGUUCCACUGUUUAAGUCGGAGGCGUCGCGUAAUUUACGAAAGUUUAUGCUUUAUACUCUAUUCACGUUUUCUAUGGUGUUUUAACAACAAGUUCGAAGUGUCAUCUUCAUGAUUUACCAAUUCCAUGGCGGCUGGCUGGAGAAAAGAGAGGAGGAACAGUCUCUUCAGCAAUAUCGUCGCACCCAUGGAAGAAUAGCAGCGACUGCUGGCAGAAUUUAGUAAUUCUGAUUUGAGCAGCAUAUCUGAUGAUGAUGAUGACUGGCCUUCAUCUCCACUUCGGCGCAGAGAACUCUUUCAUGAACUAUGUGCCAACACUGAGAGUUCAGCAUCUGAGUCUGAUGAAGAGAACAACAGAGAUGGAAAUGUUACCACCAGGUCCCCUGAAGUUACAAGUAGCACUGCAGCUGCCCAGACUGGACCCAGCAGAAAUCUCAAUACUAAUGGAUGUCAUCAUUUCAGGAGAAAUAUAAACUUCAAUCACAGAUUUACUGUAGAUGUUGAUAAUCAUUUUCAGGGAACUAAUUUUCAACCCACAGUUCUCUCCCCUGUAGAUUAUUUCAUGGCUUACCUCUCACCUGAAAUUUUAGAUGCAAUGACUCUAGAAACACAGAAAAAGUACAUGUCCAAAAAAGGAAAGCCAUUAUCACUAACAGUAGAUCAAAUGAAAAAGUUUAUAGGAAUAAAUUUCCUUAUGUCAGUGUUAAAAUUCCCUAGAAUUAAAAUGUACUGGCAAAAGAAAACAAGGAUUUCUGUUAUAGCUGAUGCCAUGAGUCGUGACAUGUUUUCAGUAAUCAUAGCUUCUCUGAAAGUCUUUGAUGAGAGUCUGUUGAAUGCAGCACAGAGGAAAUCAGACAGAUUUCAUAAGAUAAGACCACUCAUAGAUUGUGUUCGUUCACGCUGUUUGGAGUUAGACAGACCUCAAUAUGUCUCAGUUGAUAAAAUGAUCAUUCCAUUUACAGGCAGAACACACCUUAAGCAAUUUACACCUCGGAAACCAAACCCACAUGGCCUAAAGAUCUUUGUUUUAGCUAGUAGUGAUGGCCAAGUCCUAGAUUUUGAGUUUUUUCAGGGUAAGGAAGACUUGCUUUUGAAUGUACAAAGAACUGGACUUCAUCUUCCAGAGUGGGGUACCCUUAAGAUAGGAGAAGCUGCAGUCCUAAGAUUUGUAAAGUCAGUCAGUAGAGGUACUAGUUUCUUCUUUGAUAGGUUUUUUACUACACCUAAGCUCUUAGAAAUUCUCUCAUCAUUAGGAAUGGGAGCUACAGGGACAAUGAAGAAGAACCUUGUGCCAAAACAGUGUCGAUUGAAGACUGAGAAUCAAUUAAAGAGAUCCGGCAGAGGUUCCUCUGACUGUGCAGUGAGAGAUGAUUCUGCUUUUUGUAUAACUGUAUGGUUUGACAAAAAAAACAUCAUCUUAGCAUCUAAUGAACAUAGUAUUCAGCCAGUAUCUACUUAUCAGAGGUGGUGUAAAAGAGAAAAACGCCACUUAGAAGUGGAACGUCCUAGGGUUGUUGAGCUAUACAACUCAAAGAUGGGGGGCGUUGAUAUUAUUGAUCAGGUCAUUAGCUGUUACAGAAGUGCAACACGUUCUGCAAAAUUUACUGUUCGAGCAAUGUUGCAUCUUUUGGACCUCUCUUGCGCAAAUGCAUGGUUAGAGUACAGAAAAGAUUGUGAAAAAAGCAGUUCUGUUACCAUGGACAGUAUGGAUUUUAAAUUGGAAAUAGCUUAUUCUUUGAUUUCUGAAGAAGUUCUAAAUGAUGACAACAGUGAGUCUGAGAUUUCAGAGGAACAUGAUGACAUUUCUAGAAAAAGAACAAGGCCCCUUCCCAUUGCUGCAAAGCGUACUAACAGUGCAUGCCAUAUGCCUGAUGCAUUACCCCCUUAUGCCUCUAGAAUGAGAUGUCGAUAUCCAGGGUGCAAUGGGAGGACCAAGUUUUCAUGCAAAAGUUGCAAAGUUUUUCUUUGUCUUUCAUAUGAAAGAAAUUGUUAUUCUCUUUUCCAUUUGCCCUGAAAUAUUUGAUGAUUAGGUUUACAAAUUAAAAUGUUUCUGUUAAUGAAGAAAUUUGAAAUAGAACUUACUUUUUCUCACUAAGAAAGAAAAAAAGGUUUUGUUUCUUUUCAGUAAGUAAAGAUUAUGGUAUGCAGAUAUGCAGAGCUGAUGAAUAUGUCCUCAUUUUUAUUUAGGUACACUGCAGUCAAAGUAAUGAAUGUUGCUUAAAUGUUUGUUUUAAUGAAAAAUGCCUUGCAAUGAAGUUGAAUAAGAAUAAAUAUACCUGGAAUUAUCAAAUUUAUGUUUUUUCUGAAAGUUAUAAUACAUAUAUUGUGAAUUUACACAGUUGUUUCAUUGUGAUUUCUGUUUUUUGUCUAAACUUUUAUUUCACGUACAUGCUAGAGCCCCGAUGGACCAAAUUUGGGCCAAAAUUUAAAGGUCAAUAUCUCUAGAACUACUCAUGAUACACAUCUAAAAAUAUGCUUGUAGCCUUUUUAGGCCACGACAAAUCCGCUGUCAUAAUAUCAUAAAAAUCUAAAGUAAAAAAUUUUUCAGGGCUGA